Oldenlandia corymbosa var. corymbosa is the source of this 2154-nucleotide messenger RNA. NCBI's taxonomy places the organism in Eukaryota, Viridiplantae, Streptophyta, Magnoliopsida, Gentianales, Rubiaceae. The record is from the annotation of a GenBank genome assembly.
AUGGCUCUCAGUGCAUUUGCAUUUCCUGGGAACUUAAGCAAGGUGGUGGUUUCAAAUUCUGUAAAGCAUGGUCUUUUAUGUUCCAGCUGGCUCAGUGGAACCGAUCUGCAGCUUCAAUUUGAAUCCCAAAAUAAUCAGGUAGCGAAAAAGUAUAAUGGAAUUCGGGCGUCUUUGUCAGAAAGUGGGGAGUAUUACUCACAGAGACCUCCAACUCCGCUACUGGACACUAUCAACUACCCAAUUCACAUGAAAAAUCUUUCCACUAAGGAACUGAAACAACUCGCGGAUGAAUUACGAUCAGACAUCAUUUUUAAUGUUUCAAAGACGGGGGGUCAUUUAGGUUCGAGCCUUGGUGUUGUUGAGCUCACUGUAGCUCUUCAUUAUGUGUUCAACUGCCCCCAAGACAAGAUUGUCUGGGAUGUUGGUCAUCAGUCUUACCCACACAAGAUUUUGACUGGGAGAAGGGACAAAAUGCCAACUUUGAGACAAACUGAUGGACUUUCAGGAUUUACUAAACGUUCAGAAAGUGAAUAUGAUUGCUUUGGUACUGGUCAUAGUUCUACCAGCAUCUCAGCAGGCCUAGGAAUGGCCGUAGGAAGGGAUCUGAAAGGAAGGAAAAACAAUGUAGUUGCAGUAAUUGGUGAUGGAUCUAUGACAGCCGGGCAGGCUUAUGAAGCUAUGAAUAAUGCUGGAUACCUGGAUUCUGACAUGAUUGUUAUUCUCAAUGACAACAAGCAAGUUUCAUUGCCAACUGCUACAUUAGAUGGGCCAGCUCCUCCUGUUGGAGCUCUAAGUAGUGCUUUGAGUCGGUUGCAGUCAAACCGGCCUCUUCGAGAACUGAGAGAAGUUGCCAAGGGAGUUACCAAGCAGAUUGGUGGUCCAGUUCAUGAGCUUGCUGCAAAAGUUGAUGAAUAUGCCCGUGGCUUGAUUAGUGGCUCUGGUUCAACUCUAUUCGAAGAGCUUGGAUUUUAUUAUAUUGGUCCUGUGGAUGGUCACAGCAUUGAUGAUCUUGUUGCUAUUCUCAAAGAAGUCAAGAGUACUAAAACAACAGGUCCGGUAUUAAUCCAUGUUGUCACUGAGAAAGGCAGAGGUUAUCCUUAUGCCGAGAAAGCAGCUGACAAGUACCAUGGAGUGGUUAAGUUUGAUCCAGCAACAGGGAAGCAAUUCAAGUCCAGUGCUAAAACACAGUCUUACACAACGUACUUUGCUGAGGCUUUAAUUGCAGAAGCAGAGGCAGACAAAGAUGUGGUUGCAAUUCAUGCUGCAAUGGGAGGUGGAACAGGCUUGAACCUGUUUCUACGGCGUUUCCCUACCAGAUGUUUUGAUGUUGGGAUAGCAGAACAACAUGCCGUUACUUUCGCUGCUGGUUUGGCUUGUGAAGGCCUGAAGCCUUUUUGUGCAAUCUAUUCAUCUUUCAUGCAAAGGGCGUAUGACCAGGUAGUGCAUGAUGUGGAUUUACAAAAGCUGCCUGUUAGAUUUGCUAUGGAUAGAGCUGGUCUGGUUGGAUCAGAUGGUCCUACUCAUUGUGGUUCCUUUGAUGUGACGUUUAUGGCAUGCCUUCCAAACAUGGUGGUGAUGGCCCCUUCAGAUGAAGCUGAACUAUUUCACAUGGUUGCUACUGCUGCAGCUAUCGAUGACAGACCUAGCUGUUUCCGAUAUCCAAGGGGAAAUGGAAUAGGUGUAGAACUGCCACCAGGGAACAAAGGCACUCCUCUGGAGGUAGGGAAAGGAAGGAUAUUGAUUGAAGGGGAGAGAGUAGCUCUAUUGGGCUACGGAACAGCAGUACAAAGCUGUUUGGCUGCGGCAGCGCUAUUACAACCUCAUGGUUUGCAGUUGACUGUUGCAGAUGCACGCUUUUGCAAGCCAUUGGAUCAUUCUCUUAUACGGAGUCUUGCAAAAUCACACGAUGUCUUGAUCACGGUUGAAGAAGGAUCAAUUGGAGGUUUUGGAUCUCACGUUGCACAGUUUAUGGCCCUUGAUGGGCUUCUUGAUGGAAAAUUGAAGUGGAGACCGCUGGUACUUCCUGAUCGAUACAUCGAACAUGGAUCUCCAGCUGAUCAAUUGUCAGAAGCAGGUCUCACACCAUCUCAUAUCGCGGCAACUGUAUUUAACAUACUUGGACAAACUAGGGAAGCUCUGGAAAUCAUGUCAUAG